Molecule: messenger RNA, 629 nt
Organism: Solanum tuberosum (potato)
Lineage: Eukaryota; Viridiplantae; Streptophyta; Magnoliopsida; Solanales; Solanaceae
Product: MLP-like protein 28
Exons: 2
Coding region: 39-479 (146 amino acids)
Biological process (GO): defense response
Source: RefSeq, a predicted model, not a curated record
UUCACAACUUAUAAUUGCUAUAUUGAGAAAAAUAAAAGAUGGGUUUGAAAGGAAAAUUGAUUGCUUCUGUUGAGGUGAAGUGUGGAGGCCAUCUGAUGCAUGAUCUUUUACACACUAAUUCUCAUCAUGUAGCCAAUAUAAGUCAACAUGUUAACCAUUUUCAAAUUCAUGAAGGCGAAAGCGUAAAAGUUGGUUCGAUUGUUAGCUGGAGUUAUAGUGAGGCUGGACAAAAGAAGUUUAUGAAGCAAGUUAUUGAAGCCAUCGAUCCGUACAAAAAGUCAAUUUGUUGGAAAGUCAUUGAAGGAGACGUGCUAGAGAUGUAUAGUUCAUUUACUAUUAUAACAUCUCAUGAACCUCAGUGGACUAUAUGGACACUUGAUUAUGAAAAGAAAACUGAAGACAUUCCAGAGCCGCUCAGUUUUAUGGGUCAUAUCCUUGACAUAAUCAAGGAUAUGGAGGGUCACCUUCUCAAGAAUUAGAAGAUCUAUGUUGUUAUAUAUUUAUAUAUGUGUGUGUGUAUGUGUAUCUAUAUGCAUAAACAUAUCUAUAUGUAUUGGUGUUUGUAUGAAGAAUAAUUUGCAAUAUUGGCUACAUUAGCUAGCAUGUGAAAUAAAUAAUGUAAUAUUUGA